This is a messenger RNA of Lottia gigantea (owl limpet), 3545 nucleotides long. RefSeq lists its product as hypothetical. The transcript has 8 exons. The record is from RefSeq and is a predicted model, not a curated record. Gene Ontology annotation, biological process: actin filament organization. Gene Ontology annotation, molecular function: actin monomer binding. Gene Ontology annotation, cellular component: cytosol. Bases 75 to 677 code for a protein of 200 amino acids. Lineage: Eukaryota; Metazoa; Mollusca; Gastropoda; Lottiidae.
AGUUGUCUCACGAGAAGAGAGAAGACGAAGAAACUUUGGAUUUUAACAAAUUUUCGACUUAAAAGAUAUAAAAGAUGGCCACCACAGCUAAAGUUAACCCUGAUUUAUUAGGUGAUAUUAGUAAAGGUUCUGAUUUGAAACAUGUUCAGCUAAAAGAAAAAAAUCCAUUACCAUCUAAAGAAGAUGUUCAACAAGAGAAGAAUCACCAACAGCUAGUUGAUGGUGUUGAGAAGUUUGAUGCCUCAAAAUUAAAACAAGUUGAAACUCAGGAAAAGGUUGUUUUACCUGAUCCAUCAGUGAUAGCUAAAGAAAAGACAGAGACUGAGCUGAGAGAAAGAAUUGGAUCUUUUAAUAAAAAUGAUUUAAGUCAUGCUCAAACUGUAGAGAAAACAGUUUUACCCAAAGCAGAAGAUGUGAAACAAGAAAAAACUCAUCAACAGCUGUUAACUGGAGUAACUAAUUUUGAUCACGAUCAGUUAUCUCAAACUCAGACCAAAGAACGUACUGUUUUACCUGAUACAAGCACUAUUAAUCAAGAAAAACAGGAUAUUGAAAUGAGAAAAUCUAUUGAAGGUUAUCAUAAAGAUAAUUUGAAGAAAACUGACUGUGUUGAGAAAAUUCACCUUCCCUCCAAAGAUGAAAUUGACCAAGAGAAAAGACUGAGCAGUGGUGUUUAAGAAUCAGUUGAUUUGUGACAUAAUUUUGUGAUUUUUAAAACCAUCAAAUGUUAUUGUAUAUACCAAUGUGUAGAUUUAGUUACUUUGUAUAAUAUUCCUUAUAUAAUCCAUUAUAACCUGCAUUUUCUUAAUGCUCUUUUAUUAUAUCCAUUUGCUUUGACUUAAAGGGAUAUAGUUGUUUAAAUAUUUUCUUUAUCAGAUGAUUGAGAUCCUUUAAUCCAUCCAUAUCACUUUUCAGAAUUAAAAACUGAUGUUCCAUUCCCCUAUAAUUAAACAAAAUUAAAUUGCACUGUUUUUGACUAAUGUUACUUCUUGAGAUUUAUUUACAUUCUCGCCUUCAGUUGAUAUAGAUAUUUAAAACAUUUUUGUUAUACACUCUGUUAGUGAUGACAGUCUAAAUUUGAUUGAUAUAUAUUUUCAUUGCAGACAUAAAGGUAUUACUAUAAGCUGGUUUAUCAAAUAUUUAGAUGACUGAAUCCCAUUAAGGAGAUAUAAAGAUAUAUCACUGCGAUUAUUAUCUAAGAGUAUAACUUUUUGGGUUCCUGGCUAACAGUAAUAAUUCUCAGCCUUAGAAAUAGGUCUUGACAUUCCCUUUACAUUGCUCAGUACAAAGCAAAGGAGGUCACAGGUUCCAUAUUAUUGUGAAACUAUUAUGUAUUGGUACUUAGAUUUUUUUAUAAACAGAAGUUAAUAUUAAUUUCAAAAUCCCUCCUAGAAGCUUUUGUUCAUUAUUUUGGUCACAUUGAGUAAAGUUUUAUUUGCAGCAUAGAUUACUCAUAUUUUUCUUAAAAAUUCUGAAACUUUAGUCAGAUACUCUUCCUCUCCUUAUAUUAUUGUAAUUUUUUUUCUUUCAUUUAAUGUACUGCAUCGGUUUCUCAUUUGUUGCACCAUUUAAUAGUAUUUUGAGUUGGCAUUAGGUUUUUAGACCAUUCACUUAUUAACAAUAAUACGUUUUAUAGUCGUAAUUCAUAAAUGAAUUUGAAAUGCAAAAAAAAACAUAACAUGUAGUAUAUUAAACAUUGAAUUGUUGAUUUGGAGAACAUGAUUGUGCUUGUUACUUGUUAGUUAAAAUUUUUGUUGUAACUUUUGAUAAAGCUAGUCUAGCUUGCCAGCUUCUUGUUAUAUUUAUGUCACCUUUUUCUUUGUUUUUUUUCUUUGUUUUUUUUUCAUGUAUGCUUUGUACUCAAUAUGAUUAAAAAAGUAAGGCAUUCAUAUAUAGCUACAAAUAACAAGAUUAAAGUGAGAUCUUGCCUGUGCAUUGUAAUUAAGUCAAAAAUGAUAAUUUUAUUGGUCAAGGAACCUCUAAAAUAUCUAAAAAAUUUCAGUGAAAAUGACACUUUGGUAUUAAAAUUAAUUCAAGAAAUUUCUGAAUUUUCCAAUCCAAAUUCUCUGAAUUUUUAGUUAAAUUCUUAAUUCAUACUGACCUUGAAAUAGCUGUGAAGGUUUGUUCAUGUGAAUAGCUGCUUUUGUGAUGAUUCAAAAAGUUGCUUUCAUUCCAAAAAUCUUUCAAUUUUUUUUAAAUCAAAAAUUAAUAUACAGUAUGAUAAAACAGGAAGAAAAUUUACCUUAGGGUAGAUGGCAACCUUGACAAAGGGGUUUAGAUAUUGAACUCAAUUUUAUUUCAAGAGAUGUGUACAUAUUGAAUAUAUCUCUGUUCAAGAGGAGUUUACAUAUUCAACUCGACUCUGUUCAAGAAGGGUUUACAUAUUGAAUAUAACUCUGUUAAAGAGGGGUUUACAUAUUGAAUAUAACUCUGUUAAAGAGGGGUUUACAUAUUGAAUAUAACUCUGUUAAAGAGGGGUUUACAUAUUAAAUUUGACUCUGUUUAAGAGGGUUUACAUAUUGAACUCGACUGUUCAAAGGGGUUUACAUAUUGCACUCAAUUGUGUUGAACUCAACUUACUUUAGUGCCUAUCUUUACAGCAUUCAAAAAUUUCUAUGCAAUUUUCAAUUCCAAUAUAUAUUUUGUUUAAAUAGACAUUCAUUAGGCUUAAGCUUAAAUUUAGCAGGAUUUUCAAAAUUGAUAACUGAAAGUGAAUUUUAAAAUCAAUAGUUUGAUGAUAAUCAGUAUUACUUUAGUUCUUUCUUAUUAUGCUUUUAAUUAGAGCUUUAUUAUGAUAAUUUGCAUUAUUCCAAUAUUUUAGCAAUUAUACUGAAUUUUUUUUACAUGACAAUAAAUAUUGAUUAUGUAUCAUUGACUUAUCAUUACACUAGUUCUAUAAAGUGGGUGAAAGUGGUUGUGUGUAUAUAUUAAGGUAACUUUGAGCCAAUUACUUUCCUUCCCAUUUAAAAUCUCAAUUAAAUUAUAUUUUCCGCACUCUAUCAGUAUAUCUUGAGUGUCUAAGACAGAUAUAAUUCACAUAAAAGUAGCAAACUUAAUCACCAAGUGUAUAUAUCCAAUAAUUAUAUAGUUUAUAGAGGAUCUUAAAGAGUGCUUAUGUAAAAAUUAUGAAAUGAGUUGCCAAAUAUAAUAGGGGGGAAUAUUUGAUCUGGCAGCAAAUUUCAUCAAUUUCAUAUUACAUAAGCACUUGUUUGAUAUCCCCUAUAAACUAAAUAAUAGAAUACCUACAAAUUUAACUGAGUCGUGGACUUCAAAGAAUGCCAUGUUGUUCUGUUAGUUAUGACGCCAAGGUUGGAAAUUUCAAUGUUUUGGUCAUCCUUAGAGGUAGUAUACCUUUAAUAACCACUAUACUUGUGAUCUGGGCAAUGAGACCCUUUCAGUAAUAGUUACAAUUUGAACUGACCAUAUUCUGUAAUUAAGUUACAUUUAAUUAAUGUUACACAAAAUCAUCUCAUCUCAUGAAAUUUGAUUUAAAAUGAACAAAACUGUUGUCAUUAUGGUUUUAUGAAAUAAUACAUAAUAAUAAU